Zasmidium cellare ATCC 36951 is the source of this 2430-nucleotide messenger RNA. RefSeq names its product glycoside hydrolase family 92 protein. Bases 1 to 2430 code for a protein of 809 amino acids. Gene Ontology annotation, biological process: protein deglycosylation; carbohydrate metabolic process; protein quality control for misfolded or incompletely synthesized proteins. Gene Ontology annotation, cellular component: cytosol; nucleus. Lineage: Eukaryota; Fungi; Ascomycota; Dothideomycetes; Mycosphaerellales; Mycosphaerellaceae. The transcript is spliced from 3 exons. Gene Ontology annotation, molecular function: peptide-N4-(N-acetyl-beta-glucosaminyl)asparagine amidase activity; carbohydrate binding. The record is from RefSeq and is a predicted model, not a curated record.
AUGAUGUUGACACGUACGGGUUUGGUAGUGCUGGCGGUCGCUGGCAGCUUGCCUCAAGUCGCCGUGGCCGCUCCUAACAGCACCAACCGCAGUAGUAUCUUGUCGCUGGUGGAUCCCCUCAUUGGGACUACGAAUGGCGGUCAUGUCUUCCCCGGAGCAACUCUACCGUUCGGAAUGGCCAAGGCCGUCGCAGAUGUCAAUGUGGAAAACCAAGGCGGUUUCUCGACGGGCGACGUCACGGGCAACAUUACUGGAUUCUCCCAUAUGCAUGACAGUGGGACGGGGGGUUCACCCUCGCUGGGAAACUUCCCACUCUUCCCACAAACAGCAUGUCCUGGGGACUUGAUCGACAACUGCGUCUUCCCUAUCCAAGACCGAGCUGUUCCAAGGAUCAAUGGCACUGCAGAGGCUCACCCUGGUUACUUUGCUGUGACCAUGGAAAACAAAAUCCACACCGAAAUGACGGUCAAUAACCACACAGCGCUAUACCGCUUUACGUUUCCGGAGGCGAGCUCGACGAGCAACAGCACCAUCAGUCCUUUGAUUCUCGCAGACUUGAUCGAUCUCCCGCAGUCUAGAAUUAAUGGCUCUGUAUCCGUGGACGCUCAGACUGGCCGCAUCUCAGGAUCGGGUGUUUUCAGUCCAAGUUUUGGAAUCGGAAACUACGCCCUUCACUUUUGCGCUGAUUUCUCGGGAGCGGAUGUGAGAGAUACUGGUGUGUUCCAGAAUAACAGAGCUGGAACCGAUCCGAAGAAGCUGAGUGUUGUCAACGAUGGCGUCAACAACUCUCCAGACAUUCUACCUGCAGGUGCGUGGACGAGGUUCCACGCGCCAAAGCGCAACAACCAGAUUCUGGCCAGAGUUGGCGUCAGCUUCAUCAGUGACCAGCAGGCUUGCCACAAUGCUGAGCGUGAGAUCCCUCACUUUGACUUCGCUGGUGUUCUUGCCGCAGCUGAGAAGGCUUGGGAAGACACGCUUGGUGUGAUUCAAGUCAAACCUGGCGGCGUCAACGAAAGCCUGCAGACGGUCUUCUGGUCUGGAGUGUACCGUGCUGGCAUCUCGCCUCAGGACUACACUGGCGAAAAUCCACUCUGGAAGAGCUCUGAGCCUUACUACGAUUCGUACUACUGUAUAUGGGACAGCUUCCGGAGCAUUCACAGCCUGAUCACGAUCGUGGACCCGUACUCGCAGAUUCAAAUGAUUAGGAGCUUGAUCGAGAUUUACAGACAGGAAGGCUGGCUCCCGGAUUGUCGCAUGUCACUUUGCAAGGGGUUUACGCAAGGUGGCUCGAACGCGGAUGUCGUGCUCGCGGACACUUAUGUCAAGUUCGGGAAGUUGGCUGCUGAGUAUGGAGUCGAUUGGAAGACUGCGUACGAGGCACUAGUACAAGACGCUGAAUACGAGCCAGCGAAUUGGGCCGUUGAAGGUCGUGGUGGUCUGCACAGCUGGAGGAGUCUGCAUUACAUCCCCACCGACGACUAUGACCCGUAUGGCGUGGGACCUUUCACGAGGAGCAUCAGCAGGACUGUGGAAUAUGCGUAUGAUGACUACUGCAUUGCUGAAGUUGCUCGAGGGCUCGGCAACCAUGGAGACUACGAGAAGUACAUCGGGACAUCGGAGUACUGGAAGAACAUGUGGAAAGCCGACCAGAACAGCUCAAUCAACGGCACCGAUACUGGAUUCACUGGCUUUUUGAUGCCGAAGUUCCUGAACGGCACCUGGGGCUUUCAAGACCCCAUCUUCUGCAGCCCCCUGCUCAACUUCACAUCCUGCUACCUCAACCCGGACGGCCACGAGACGUAUGAGGGAAGUUCCUGGCUCUACUCGUUCUUUGUGCCCCACGAUCAAGCAGCUCUUAUUACGACCAUGGGAGGACCUUCGACCUUUGUCAAGCGUUUAGACUACCUCCACGAGAGUGGACUCCUGUACAUUGGAGACGAGCAAGGAUUCCUUCCAGUCUUCCAGUAUCACUACGCGGGACGCCCAGGCAAGAGUGCUGAGCGAGCUCACUUCUACAUUCCUUCGCAAUUCAACGAUACCAUUUCCGGAAUUCCUGGUAAUGAUGACAGUGGUGCCAUGGGGUCUUUCGUGGCACUGACGAUGAUGGGAAUAUUCCCAAAUCCCGGACAAGACAUCUACUUCAUCACCCCUCCAUUCUUUGAGGAAGUCAGCAUCAGGAACAAGCUCACCGGCAAGACCGCCACGAUCCGCAAUAUCAACUUCGACGCUAGCUAUCAGAACAUCUACAUCCAGAGCGCUCGUUUGAAUGGACGGCCAUACACGAAGAAUUACAUCCAGCAUAGCUUCUUCUUGGAAGGCGGCAUUUUGGAGCUCACACUCGGACGGAACGAGAGCAGUUGGGGAACCAGACCAGAGGACCUCCCGCCGAGUCUUUCGACGGGACAUAACAUUACGGGAUACAUGUUCUGA